Rubroshorea leprosula is the source of this 2418-nucleotide messenger RNA. The record is from the annotation of a GenBank genome assembly. NCBI's taxonomy places the organism in Eukaryota, Viridiplantae, Streptophyta, Magnoliopsida, Malvales, Dipterocarpaceae.
AAACAAAGAUUUGGGAAUCAUCACAAUGCUCUCUGCACCACUCUGCCUCCUUUUUUUCUUCCUCUGUCUUAAAACUGCCUUCUCAUCCUCUAUACAUGCUUCUUCCAUCUCAACAAAACAUCUCUGCUCCCAUGAGGAGGCUCUUGCUUUGCUGCAAUUCAAGACAUCCUUUUCUAUCAAUUACACUGUUCCUGAUGCAGAUUAUUGUGUGGAUAAUUUUUAUACUAAACCUAAUUAUUCUAAGAUUGAGUCAUGGAAGGAAGGUAUAGACUGUUGUUCCUGGGAUGGGGUUAGCUGUGAUAAGGUCACAGGUCAUGUAAUUGCCCUUGAUCUCAGCUGCAGUUUCCUUUAUGGCACCUUUCCUUCCAACAGCACUCUUUUCUUCCUCAGAAACCUGCAGAGCCUCAAUCUUGCCUUGAAUGAUUUUAGGCUUUCCAAGAUUCCAUCGGAAAUCAGUCAGUUUACUAGACUAAAGCAUCUUGAUAUCUCUGAUUCUCAAUUUUCAGACCAUGUUCCGGGAGAAAUUGCUCACCUCCGCCAGUUAGUUUCUCUCAAUCUCUCUAAUUAUUACCUGAUCCUUGAAACAACUACCUUGAGAAAUCUUGUUCACAACUUGAGUGAGGUGAGAGAACUUGUGCUUGGUGGAGUGAACAUGACAUCUGUUAAUCCUCGUUUCUUCAUGAAUCUCUCUUCUUCUUUGACUACUCUUGAUCUUUUCGGUUGGGAGAGUGGGUUAAGAGGAAACUUUCCAAACAGUAUUUUCCGCUUUCCAAAUCUCAAGUUCUUUUGUUUAGUUGGAGAGGGAAACCUCACUAUUGAUCUUCCAAGUUCUAAUUGGAGCAGUCCUCUCCAAAAUUUGGAAUUAUAUGUCAUGGAUUGCGGAAGGCGAUUGCCAGAGUCUAUAGGAGAUCUAAAGUCAUUACGAUCUCUACUUCUUGGCCGCAAGUUGGAAGGUUCCAUUCCAGCUUCCAUAGGAAACUUAUCUCAACUUACUUCUCUAGACCUCUAUUCUAACAAAUUUAACCGACAAAUCCCAAUAUCACUUGCAAACCUCACACAACUUAACUCACUCUACCUUCCCAGGAAUCAGUUUUUUGGUCCCAUUCCAGCUUUCCUAGGGAACCUGUCUCAACUUACUUCUCUAAGCCUCUCUUAUAACAGUCUUAGCGGACAAAUCCCAUCAACACUGGGAAACCUCACACAACUUAGCUCACUCCAACUAUCUUCUAACUUACUUAAUGGCACGAUGCCACCUUGGAUUUUCACCCUCCCUUUUCUAGAGUACUUGUCUCUCAGUCAUAACCAAUUUCAAGGUCAAAUAAGUCAAUUCCAGCAAAAAUCACUCAUAAAUCUAGAUUUGUCAAACAAUAAACUCCAGGGCCCGAUUCCUAGCUCAAUUGCUAAUUUUGUAAAUCUUAGUUAUCUAGAUUUAUCGUCAAAUCAUCUCAGUGAUUUAGUAGUAGUAUCUGACAUGUUCUUGGGGCUUCAAAAUCUGGAAACCAUCAUUCUUUCAUACAAUAAUCUGUCCUUGAGAAUGAGUGUCGAUGCCAACUUCACAUUACCCAAACUAACUGAUGUUUUCUUGUCUUCUUGUAACUUGAGUGAAUUCCCCAAUUUCUUAAGACAUUCAGAUGGUCUGCAAAGCCUAGUGCUAUCCAAAAAUAGCAUUAACGGAAAUAUUCCCAAAUGGAUAUGUGAAAAGGAUGAUCUCAGAAUUCUUGACCUUUCUCAUAACAAUUUAAUUGGGAAGAUUCCAAAUUGUCUUCCUAAGUUUCUCUCAGUGUUGGAUUUGCAGGCCAAUCACUUUGAUGGGAAUAUACCAUUUGGGUUUCCAGAAGGCUGUGGAUUACGAAAUCUCAACUUAUAUGGAAAUCAAAUGGAUGGGCUAUUACCAAGGUCUUUGGUGAAUUGUAGCAAGUUAGAGGUUCUAGACGUUGGCAACAACAACAUAGAGGAUACAUUCCCUCAUUGGAUGGAAUCUCUACCAGACCUUCAAGUGCUUGUCCUAAGGUCCAACAAGUUCCACGGUUCUGUGCAGAACACCAAAGAAAGUCCAUCUUUUCUCAAGUUACGAGUUCUGGACCUCUCCAACAAUGAUUUUGUUGGUCCUUUGCCUGUUCGGUACUUCAAAAAUUUUAAAGCUAUGAUGGACCUUUAUAGAGAUGAGGGUUCUCUUGAAUACAUGAAUGUCAGUUCUUAUCAAUAUUCACUGGUUGUGACAUGGAAGGGAUUCGACUAUGAGCUGCAUGGAAUCUUGACCGUAUUCUGUAGUAUUCAUCUCUCAAAUAAUAAGUUUGAGGGAGAAAUUCCAGAUGUUAUUGGAAAGCUUAGUUCUCUCAAAGGGCUAAAUCUUUCUCAUAACAACCUUACUGGUCAUAUCCCACCGUCACUAGGGAAUUUGAUGAAUCUGGAAUGGUU